AUGUCUUUCGAACUGAGGUUGCGUAAGAAGUUCUCGGACGUACCCCCUGAUGCCGAUUUAACAUCAUACGAGUUUGCUUUGGCUUUAGAUAAACGCGAUCAGUUGAGCUUUUUAAGAGAUGAGUUCCAUUACCCAAAAAUGAAAGAUCUUCCAAUCAAUUCAAAAAAAUUGAAUCUGACUUUCCUUACUGCAGUCGAGCCGUCCUUUGUGAAUCCUGAUGAGGACAGCAUCUACUUGUGUGGUAAUUCGCUUGGCUUAAUGGCAAAAAAAACAGAAUAUUAUAUGAAGCAGCAACUGGAGAAAUGGGCGAAACUAGGAGUUCUAGGUCAUACACUGGGACCACUGCCUUGGGCCCAUUGUGACGAAGCGCUUGUUGAUGGUGUUGCGAAAUUAGUCGGUGCAAAACCAGUCGAAGUAGUUCUCAUGAACAGCUUAACUGUGAACUUACAUUGUUUACUGACAGCAUUUUAUAAGCCGUCUUCAACGCGAUGGAAGAUCUUGUUGGAACAGAAAGCGUUUCCGUCAGAUCAUUAUGCCAUUGAGGCACAGAUUCGUCUACAUAAUCUUCGCGUGGAAGAAGCAAUGGUAUGCAUGGAACCUCGCGAGGGCGAAGACUGCUUAAGAAAUGAGGAUAUCAUCAAAUAUAUUGAGCAAGAAGGGUCAUCUAUAGCAAUAAUUUUAUUCAGCGGAGUACAUUAUUACACCGGACAAUAUUUCGACAUUCAAGGUAUUACAAAUGCGGGACACAAAAAGGGAUGUCUGGUAGCUUGGGAUUUAGCACAUGCUUUUGCUAACGUACCUCUUUUGCUCCACGAAUGGGAUGUUGAUUUCGCAGUCUGGUGCACAUAUAAGUAUGCGUCUUCCGGAGCUGGGGGAAUUGGAGCAGCAUUCGUUCAUGAGAAAUACAAAGAUGAUAAUCGCGAAAGGCUGACUGGUUGGUGGGGUCACAAAAUGAGUACCAGGUUUUACAUGGACAACAAAUUGGAACUAGAGGAAGGUGCAGCAGGCUACCGCAUCAGUACUCCACCAGCGAUGCUGACAGUUCCAUUACUUGCGGCAAUUGAUGUUUUUUCAAAAACAUCUAUGAGUGCUCUACGCGAAAAGUCAAUAUGGCUAACUGGUUACUUGGAAUUUCUCGUAAAAUAUUACUUAAGUUCUUCCUCACCAAAUAAAGUCCCCAAAAAGGUGUACUGUUCUGUAAUGACACCUUCGCGAGCAGAAGACCGAGGAUGUCAACUUUCUUUGAAAUUUAAUAUUGACAUAAGUAAAUUAUGUACAGAACUGGGAAAACGUGGAGUUGUGGUAGAUAAAAGAUAUCCGUAUGUGAUUAGAGUAACUCCGGUACAUCUGUAUAACAGCUUCAGUGAUGUUCACCGUUUCGUAACAGCUCUUCUGGAGUGUUUAAAUUCAUUAGAACAGAAGCUCCUCUAG
This is a messenger RNA of Enterobius vermicularis (human pinworm), 1431 nucleotides long. Lineage: Eukaryota; Metazoa; Nematoda; Chromadorea; Rhabditida; Oxyuridae. The record is from the annotation of a GenBank genome assembly.